Pomacea canaliculata is the source of this 1095-nucleotide messenger RNA. Its product is annotated as ankyrin-3-like. Gene Ontology annotation, molecular function: protein binding. Bases 1 to 1095 code for a protein of 364 amino acids. Lineage: Eukaryota; Metazoa; Mollusca; Gastropoda; Architaenioglossa; Ampullariidae. The transcript is spliced from 4 exons. The record is from RefSeq and is a predicted model, not a curated record.
AUGGAAAAGAAAGUCAGUGGAAGAGAAAUUGCGAGAUAUACCCAGAAGAUAGCAUUCUCCUCACCCACCUCAUUUCUUUCCACCCUUACACGCCAAUCCGGGCAGUUCCACGUUGUGCUGUCAACCCCGAGAGUAGCAGCCGCCAUGUUGUACCGCUUUUACAACGACUGGUCUUUCCUAGAAACCCUCGAUCCACACUCCCAGAUACCCGUUCAGCUGGAUAAGAUACCCUCGUCGUUAGUGGCCCAGGUGACUCACAUCCCUUGGUGCUGCACAGAGCCUUACACCUGCUACCCGAUACACCUGGCCUGUCUCUUUGGCCAGAAGGACCUGGCCACAAUGAUGUUGGAGAAGGAGUCAGCUGACAUUCACGCCAGGGACAGCCGAGACAACACCACCCUCAUACUGGCCGCUGCCUCGGGCUCUGCCAGGACCAUGGUUGCCCUCCUUUUGUUGAUGUGUCAGGACGAAGAAGACCGCAAGAAGUUAGUGACGGCCAGUAACAAAGAUGGACUCACGGCCCUGCACCUCGCGGCUGUGAGCGAUGACCCGCAGGUCGUGGAGCUGUUGCUGGAUGAGGGCUCUGAGGUCAAUGCCGGGCAGUUCACCACGUUGCACAACCGACACUUCGCCUUGACUCCUUUACACGUUGCCCUCGUCAGGGCCACGCGCCGUGCCGCCACCAUUGCAAACAUGUUGGUGAAGUCCGGAGCCGACCUCAACCUGGAGGCAGCCACAGUCGACAGCAGGAGAGAGUGUUUCUGCGGGUUAGACACGCCGCCAUCCCUUCGCAUCCGCUGCUUUAACACACUGAAUCAUGACAACGGCUUUAAAAGCUGCGUGUCCCUCCUGCUGCAGCAACCUUCGGUGAAUGUGGACGCAAGAGAUUGGAUGGGGAAAAGCCCGCUGCAUGCUGCCUGCGAGUCCGGGUACUAUGCCUUCAUUGAGCAGCUGGUCACGUGCGGGGCCAACGUCCUGGUGGAGGACAACAGGGGCAAUACGCCGCUGACCUUAGCCUCGUGGCCCGAAGACAGGGCGGCCCGUGAAAAGCUCGUGGACGUUCUGCUGAGAUGUGGAGCUGCCCCUCGUGUCUGA